This is a messenger RNA of Catharus ustulatus (Swainson's thrush), 2053 nucleotides long. RefSeq names its product DnaJ heat shock protein family (Hsp40) member B13 (gene DNAJB13). Bases 77 to 1012 code for a protein of 311 amino acids. The transcript has 14 exons. Gene Ontology annotation, cellular component: cytosol. Lineage: Eukaryota; Metazoa; Chordata; Aves; Passeriformes; Turdidae. Gene Ontology annotation, molecular function: protein-folding chaperone binding. The record is from RefSeq and is a predicted model, not a curated record.
AGCGGGAGAACUACGCUUCCCGUGAUGCCCCGCGCGGCGCGGACCGGAAGCCGUGUUGCUAUAGCAACGGGACGCCAUGGGCCUGGACUACUACGCCGUGCUAGAGCUGGACCGCGGGGCCACCGCCGACGCCAUCAAGAAGGCGUAUAGGAAGUUGGCCCUGAAGUACCACCCACUAAAAUGCAAGGAGCCCUGGGGGCCGAAGAGGUUCCAGCAGCUGGCAGAGGCCUACGAUGUGCUCAGCGACCCUAUGAAGAAAGGCAUCUAUGACAAAUUUGGGGAAGAGGGGCUCAAAGGGGGCAUCCCCCUGGAGUUUGCGAGCGACAACCCUUGGAGCGUCGGAUACGUGUUCCACAACAACCCUGAGAAAGUCUUCAGGGAGUUCUUUGGAGGGGACAACCCCUUUGCAGAGUUCUUUGCUGAGGAUGGCUCGGAGGUGCUGCUGCCCUUCGGAGGGCCCCGGGGCCGGGGGGCCCUGCGGCGGGACCCUCCCAUCGUGCGGGAUCUCUACGUGUCCCUCGAGGACCUGUUCCACGGCUGCACCAAGAAGAUCAAGAUCUCCCGCAGGGUGAUGAACGAGGAUGGCCAAACCAGCACCAUCAGGGAUAAGAUCCUCACAAUUGACGUGCAGCCAGGCUGGAAGCGUGGCACCAAGAUCACCUUUGAGAAGGAAGGGGACCAGGGCCCAAACAUCAUUCCAGCUGACAUCACCUUUGUUGUCCAAGAGAAGCUUCACCCAAAGUUCAAAAGAAUCGACAACAACCUCCUUUAUGUUGCCACCAUCCCCCUGUCCAAGGCACUGACUGGAUGCACCCUGGAUGUGUGGACACUGGAUGGGAGGCUGCUGAACAUCCCCAUCAAUGACAUUGUGGACCCCAAGUACUACAAGAUGGUGCCGGGGGAGGGAAUGCCGCUGGCCGAGGACCCGCAGCGCAAAGGGGACCUCUACAUCUACUUUGACAUCCUCUUCCCCAAGAGGCUCAGCCCUGAGGAGGGCGACACCGCGCUGUGACCCUGGCCCGGUUCUGGCCCAAAUCCGCUCCCGCUUCUUCACAAAGUUCAUCUCGGCUCGGCAAAACCCAGCCCCUGCUGCACACUGCACCAGUCCGCAGUGAUCUCCAGUUCCCUGGAAAACCUGCUCCAGCCCCAGUCUGUACCAAGUGUAUGCCAGGAUAUUUGCCUCAGGAGCUACAGUGACUCUGAAGUUGGUGCCUUUUCCUCUGAAGAGAAUUUUCUGUCUGUCCCAGUGACAUAUGACAGUUCUUGGGGGGGAUGAUCGCAUCUUUCCCCUUGAAGACUGCUCUGCUUUGUUUUCCUGCUCUGCUUGGAAGAAGUGGAUGUUAUCUUUGGGGACAGACAGUGCCAUGGCAGGGCUGUCAGGGAACAGCCUCACAUCGCUUGGGAGCCCACAGCUGGCUGCUGUAUCCGCAGGGAGGAGAACUGAAAUUCUUGAGAGUGGAUCCCUGAGCCUGACUGGGACAUCCUGAGGCUGCUGUACCAGAGGUCACAUUGAUGCUGAUCAAAGCACGCAGAAGGAGAGGAGACAGAGUGCCAAAACCUUCAAAUAUCCUAUCCCUUUCCCUAAGGAUCUCAGUGCUGGGAGAGCUCUGUCCAGAAAUUUUAGCCAAGGGUUUGAGCAUCCACAGAAGUGUCCAGAGGGGAAUGACUGCAAGGGCACCUGGAAUUCUUGCAGAGUUUCUGUCAGAGACCUGUCCUGGCCCUUCUCUGGGUGACUCUGUGCCCAGGCACAUGUCCUGCCCUGAGAGCUGCAGUCAUUCCUGGCUGGUGAAGUUUGUGCACCUGGAAAUCACCUGGAAAUCAGCCCUGUGGCACAUUUGGAGGCAGUUUGUCACUUGCAAGGCACACACAAGAGCUGUGGGCAGCUGACAAGGCCACUGGCUGAGCCCUGGAGUUGAGGUGACUGAACAGGAAACUGCUGGACAGGACAUGAGAAAACUGCUGGGCCUGAGAGAUAAGGACAGAUAAAGUUCAACACAAACAUCUCCUUCGUUUUCUAAAAUCCGUGGGCUGAGGUGUUCCACCUGCCAGGUGG